Metarhizium brunneum ARSEF 3297 is the source of this 1944-nucleotide messenger RNA. It is a transcript of the gene ERT1, whose product is annotated as Transcription activator of gluconeogenesis. Gene Ontology annotation, biological process: cellular response to starvation; regulation of DNA-templated transcription. Gene Ontology annotation, molecular function: RNA polymerase II transcription regulatory region sequence-specific DNA binding; DNA-binding transcription factor activity, RNA polymerase II-specific; zinc ion binding. The record is from RefSeq and is a predicted model, not a curated record. NCBI's taxonomy places the organism in Eukaryota, Fungi, Ascomycota, Sordariomycetes, Hypocreales, Clavicipitaceae. Gene Ontology annotation, cellular component: nucleus.
AUGCCCAACGAGGUGGAGGACCAUAGUGCCGAUUUGUCGGACCAUCUGUCUGAUAAUGAGGAAGAGAACGAGUCCCCCAACAAGGACGACGACAACAUGACUGAUACCAAGAAGAAGUAUGAUCCAAAGGAUCCCCAGCGACCAAGGAGAAAGAAGGCUCGCAGGGCCUGUUUUGCGUGCCAAAGGGCUCACUUGACAUGCGGUGAUGAGCGGCCGUGUAAGCGCUGUAUCAAACGAGGGUUGGCCGACGCUUGCCAAGACGGCGUGCGUAAGAAGGCCAAAUAUCUUCAUGACGCGCCGCCUGAAGCCCUCCGGCCUGUAUUGGGACCCAACUAUGAUCCAGAAGCCGAGCGUGUUCGGACCAAUGGCCAACGCCAAAACUCGACUCAUUCCGACACUGUAUCGCCGGUGACUGGAGGCAAUGGCUUCCUUGCCCCGGGCAAUGGGCCGUCGUUUCCCGUCUUCUCAGCCGCGAACCAGCCGCAAGUAGGCAUGCCAGACAGCCUACCGUUCAAUGCGCAAGCAACAUCGGCCUUUCAGACCAGUCCAGCAGCGACUGCACCUCAAAUGGACAAUAUGAUGCAAGGGAACUCGAUGGACUUCAACGCCUUGUUCGACCCCAGCAACCCUGCGUUGUACAACUUUGACCUGGAGGGCCUCAACUUCGGCAGUCAGUACGCCGGGUGGGAGUUUGGCAUCCUGAAUAAGAUGGGCCUGGCGGCAGAAACUCCGCCGCGGGAGAACUCCAUCUCAGCGACGCCAACAACCGAGGCCAACUAUGCCUCCUUGUUUGGCAAUGGCCCCAACCAGCCUUUUGAUACCAUGAUGACUGGGAGCGACUACUCCGGAGUUGACUCCACCACUUCCAUCUACACCCAAGGCAAUCUGCAGCACGGAUUGCCACAUGCAUAUGCUAUUGCGGCAGGCCCAAACAGUCUUGCCAGCCCCAGCACAGAUGCCACUGCGAGUCCACAGGCAGCCCUCGACGGGUCGCCGCACACAGCAUUCAACCACUUGCCGGGCGUGGCGAGUGCAGGCAGGAUGAAGCCUAAGCAGGACAAGAUGUCCCAAAUCCUGAUUGGCAAGAGACGAGACUCUGCUUCCGUUUAUGCCAAUGUUAAGGAACCCUAUCCCUACACCGCUGGGUUCCACAACAUGAUUUCGGUUAUCAAGCACCGCCUGCCAGUAAACAAACUUGUCAUGAUUGCGAGAUCAUUGGGAGAAAUUCGUCCCUCCUUUAUCGCAUGUACCAAGGACCUGACGAGGGAAGAUUUGUUGUUCAUGGAGAAGUGUUUCCAACGCACCCUCUUUGAGUUUGACGACUUUCUGCAACACUGCUGCGCGCCGACAAUUGUGUGUCGACGCUCUGGAGAGAUUGCUGCCGUCAACAAGGAGUUUACAGCUCUCACGGGUUGGACGAAAAAUGUGUUGCUAGGCAAGGAGGCGAACCGAAAUGUCUUUGUCGGACCAACACCAUAUGGGUCGGACGACGGGACUGACGGCAGCACACGGCCUGAUGCCACAACGCCGCAUCUCAAAAAUGCCACUCUUGAACCGAGUGGUGAAAGACCUCAGCCUGUUUUCCUGGCAGAGCUACUAGACGACGACAGCGUUGUUCAAUUCUACCGCGACUUUGCUCAACUUGCCUUUGAAGACAGUCGGGGCAAGGUUCAAAGAAGCUGCAGCCUGAACAAAUACCGGACACAAGACAUGUUGGACGGUAAGGAGACGCCGACGCACAGAGACCGGACGGGUAUCCUGAGCAGCCGUGUCACCAAGAUUGACAGUGAGCAUGGCAUCUCGCGGAUUGAAAAGGACGGCAAGGUCAACUGCACAUAUUGCUGGACAAUAAAGCGGGAUGUAUUCGAUAUUCCCAUGAUGAUCAUAAUGAACUUUCUGCCACGGUAUUAUCCUAACCAGGAGCCACACCAGCUUGCUGUAUAG